AUGUUCGAGGAAUUCCAAUUUCGGAAGCCCAACAUGGAGGAAUGUCGCAUCAUCUUGGAGAGCUUCAACGAAUACUUUAAGGAUCAGAUGAGGACGAACGCGCCGCCGCAACAACCAGAUCUCGACGCAGAGACUGACAAGUUGGGGGGAUCAUCUGACGAGUCUUCGAACACGACUGAUGGCAUUCCUGAAAAUUUCAUGGGUGAAGAACCCAGGCCUGCCUACAGUGGAAGUGAAGACUCCGAUUGCAAAACCGACUUCACGGAUGUGGACCAGGUGGAGUCUGACGCUGAUGUGGAGAAACGGGUGGAGUCUGAGCAUUCCGACAAGGCUAGCGAUGUGGGGAGCGACAUUUGGAAGUCCAUGGGUGUGGAGGAGCCCUCUCCCUGUAAACAUGAUACAGACUCAGAACGUGAAGCUACCGCGGCCCUUGCGUUGACUGCUGAAGCUUUGGCCAUCUACAACUCGGAGGAGCCCUAA
Molecule: messenger RNA, 480 nt
Organism: Durusdinium trenchii
Lineage: Eukaryota; Dinophyceae; Suessiales; Symbiodiniaceae
Source: the annotation of a GenBank genome assembly